UUCUCCUCAGAGUAGGAGGGGAGCUUGCUGUCUAUUGCGUUCUAUAAAGCGCGAUAGUGCGGUUUCAAAUAUCAGAACUGUAAAGUAGACUAUCUGUGUAAUUCUAAAACGAGAACCACCGUGAGCUUCGGCAAUAAACAAGACAGUAAGCGUAAUAAUCAUUAUAGGGAAAUCACUCAAAGGUGCUUUUUUUAUCUAGUCAUGUAUCUUUUUUAAAAUGAUUUUUAAAAAAUAAACACUCGUCGUCUACAGCGUGUUCCACUUUUGUUUGAAAGUUUCAAAACAAAAACAAAAACGGGAUCAUUGGAAAGGGAACCAGGGUGAAUACUUUUUUUUUAGAACUCCAUUUGUGGAUGUAAUGAUUUAAGAAGUUUGUAUGCAGUAACACAAAAGGUGCCAGUCAGUGAAUUUGAAUGGAUAACCUUACCAUAGCACCGAUAGGUUCCUGCACCUACAAUGAGAGCUUCAAGCAAAUUCUCCUUCCAGUUGUCUACAGCAUUGUCUUUAUAAUUGGACUCCCCUUAAACAUUACCGUCAUUGUUCAGAUAUGGCAGUCCCGAAAAUUCCUGACCAGGACAUCCAUCUACAUGCUGAACCUUGCUUCAGCGGACCUGCUUUACAUCUGCUCCCUUCCACUACUCAUUUACAACUAUGCCCAGCAAGAUUACUGGCCUUUCGGUGAGAUCACCUGCAAGUUUGUCCGCUUCCAGUUCUACAGCAAUUUGCAUAGCAGCAUCAUGUUUCUUACCUGCAUCAGCUUCCAGAGGUAUAUGGGUAUCUGCCACCCUUUUGCAACGUGGCACAAGACUGGAGGCAAGAAGACUGUCUGGAUAAUCUGUGCCAUUAUUUGGCUUAUCGUUUUAGUCCUUUGCGCACCCACUUUUGAGUUUGCCACCACGGGGACCCAGCGAAACCGAACGGUAUGCUACGAUCUGAGUGAACCUUCUCGCUCCGCUCAGUAUUUCCCUUAUGGAAUGGCAUUGACAGUCCUUGGAUUUGUGAUCCCCUUUUCAGGAAUUAUAGCUUGCUACUGCUGCAUGACCAGGAUCCUAUGCCAAAAGAACAAAAUGACCAGUACAAUGGUUCGGGAGAAAAAGGAUAAAGCAAUCCGGAUUAUCAUAAUCGUGGUGGUGGUCUUUGCUAUCAGCUUUUUCCCCUUCCACUUGACCAAGACUAUGUAUCUGAUCAUCCGGGCUAUAGAAGGAGUGACCUGUGGAGUGCUUGAGAGGUUUGCCAUCAUUUAUAAGUGCACCAGACCCUUUGCGAGCAUGAACAGUGUUCUUGAUCCAAUCCUGUUUUAUUUCAUACAGCCUAAAUUCAGGCAAAGCACCAAGUCAUUGCUGGACAAGAUAAGUACCAAGAGAGAAAAGACAUGAGCCAAAUUGGCCUUCUGUAAGAGCCCACUCAUCACCUAUUAAAAACUGUUAGUUUGCGGUGGAGCAGAGUUUCCAUUUCAGAAUGGAUCCUAAUUAGCAUGUUGAAUGUUGGAAUAGGGCAUGUGUUAGUAGUUGUACUACUAGGUUUAAACACAAAAUUGUGCCAGUUUCUUUAUGAAGAAUAUUGCACUAACGCACAAUUACAGAAUUAUUCUGAACAAUGAAUAAUCCAGAUCCAAACAGCUAAUGUCCUGUUAGAUAACAAAGGAAAAAAAAUAACCAAAAAUGUAUUGAAAGAAAAAUAAAGAAUGUAAGUUUCUUGGCCAGAUGUAAAAAUGUAGCUCCUUGUCAUUAAUCUGGGCAGGUUUAAUUGUAUGAAGAAUGUCAUGGGCUAUUGUUAUCCAUGGAACAUUUUAGCCUGUAGAGAUGUUUUAUCAUCAUUGCUGAGAAUAAUAGUAUGAUAUUGACUACAGACAGUGUCAAAGUGUCAGUUUAUUUUUCUGAAAUUAUGUUGUAAAGUCAGUCUUGGCAUGCACAUACAUACAAAAAGUGGUCUGAUACCAUUUGUAAUGAAUUAUAGCAUAAUAUUUUGACUGCUUAUUUCAUGCUAUAUGUUAUUAAUAAUCAUGUAUUGCUGUUUCCGAGCUUGUGGAUAUUUGACGUGUUUAUUAAAAUCCCAACCCUAUUUCACUGGACUAUCUGUGAGCAAGCCUUAGCAAGGUGGAAUUUCUGUAAGUAGGCCAGUACAAAACUUACCACUAGAAAUGUGCAGCAGAAAUUUCUUGUUGAAUCUUUGUUUAAUGUCCUCAAGUGCAGAAACAGGCAUGCAUGAGGUAUAAGAACAGAAAGUGUAGGAUAAUAAACUGAGAAUGUAUUGUUCUACAAAUUCAAAUGUUAUAAAGAACUCCUUUUAAAGGGUGAAUCUCAAAACCUGUGAUCACACCUGAAUGUGAAAACCUAGUUUGCUCUAAAAGCUUAUGAAACCCAAAGAUCCAAUAUAGAAUGAAUGUUUGUGCCUACAGGAGAUAUUCUGACACAUCAUUAAUACUGCAUAUGUUUUCAUAAAUAUAUAAUAUACUGUAAUUACUGCAGUAUAUGUAACAUAGAAAAGCCUUUGAAUAGCCUUAUAAGUGUGAAAGGGGAUAUUUAACAUUCAUAAGGAGAAAAAUACUACAUGCUGUGCAUUUUCCAUUAUAUGCAACAUAAUUGUUCCUUGGGGGAUAUUUCAGAAGUACAGUAUAUCCAGUACAAUUUCCAUUCUGUCUGUAGGAAGAGAUUCAAUCAAUGGGAAGAGUAUCCAACCAACCUUUUAAGUCGGGUAACUUUACCUUCAUGUAACAGCAGGAUACAUGAACAAUACUGAUAUUAUUCUUUCAAGUAUUUCACCCUUUAAGCUGAUCUUGUUUACCUGUCAUGUUAGCACGUUCAGCACCCCCUGGUGGCAAAAUAUUGUAACAGUUUUAUGGUUUAUAUGUUUGAUUUUGGUAACAUUACUUAUUACACGUUGAAUGCCAACCAUAUGUAAAUAAAUAACCAAGGAGUCCCACUGCAUAGCAGUUUGAGCCAUUCCAGAAUUUCUGAAGUAUUAAUUGUAAGUUGGCUGUAAUAAAGGUGCGUGCUGUGUCUGAUUUAAGCCAUUUUAAAGGUGAAAUAGGAGUCUUAAAUAAGUUAACUAACAUUCAUCACUUAAGUGUUUGCAAAAAGUGUGGUAGAAUAAAUGUUUUUCCAUUUGUUGUAGGUAAACAAAUAUUAAUUUAUGGUUUUAGAAGCUUAAAUGUAGGAAUCGGUUGAUUUAAUAAAAGCAGCUCUGAGUGUGUAUUACUAACUUAUUCUGAGGGAGAGUGAUGUUUGCUUUACGUUGUCAAAAUAGAAAUAUGAGGUUCUUUGUGUUCUAAAUAAAU
Molecule: messenger RNA, 3277 nt
Organism: Polyodon spathula (Mississippi paddlefish)
Lineage: Eukaryota; Metazoa; Chordata; Actinopteri; Acipenseriformes; Polyodontidae
Product: P2Y purinoceptor 3
Exons: 2
Coding region: 414-1376 (320 amino acids)
Biological process (GO): phospholipase C-activating G protein-coupled receptor signaling pathway; cellular response to pyrimidine ribonucleotide
Cellular component (GO): plasma membrane
Molecular function (GO): G protein-coupled UDP receptor activity; G protein-coupled ADP receptor activity; G protein-coupled UTP receptor activity
Source: RefSeq, a predicted model, not a curated record